Molecule: messenger RNA, 2263 nt
Organism: Patiria miniata (bat star)
Lineage: Eukaryota; Metazoa; Echinodermata; Asteroidea; Valvatida; Asterinidae
Exons: 3
Coding region: 1-2199 (732 amino acids)
Source: RefSeq, a predicted model, not a curated record
AUGACAAGCGAGGCCUUCACUGGAAUCGAAAGAAACUGCUCUGUCGAUAUCGGACCAACCGUCAUCUCCACCGAUCCCUCAUCAGUAUCGGCAACACAUGAUUUACCUACUACCACCACGUUUUCUUCUUCGUCAACUCUCCACUUUACUGACUCAAGUCCAACUAAUUCAAUCCCUGCCUCAUUUAGUACAUUAAUAAUCGCAUUAUCUUCAGCUGUGGGUGCUGUGAUCAUCAUUUUCCUUAUCAUCGUAAUAUGCCUCGUGUCGUUAAGGAGGAAGUCAAGAAGGUUGGAAGACAAAGGGACAAACCUCCAGUUACCCACUCCCGUCAAACCAGGAAGUAUCAGAGUCGUAGGACCAACCGAUCGGGCACCACCACCGUUGGCACCCGAGGGCGUCUUCGUUGUGCCAACAGUCUGCUCAGAGCAACCUCCACCUCAGAGCAUCUCACUGCACACUCUACCCAGCGAUACAAGGGACAGUGCCAACUCCUCACACUCCUAUGAAACCAGAAUUGGAUAUACUGUAGCCGAGCUGCACCCACAGGAACCAGACCAGAGACGGCAAGGCAAACCCCCGGUGACUGGCCCCACGGUCGACCGACUGCAGCCCCAGUACACGGAGGAUGGAUAUACACAGUAUAUCGUGGAGGGAAACAACGGGAACCAGACCACAUCCAAUACAGAAUACAUGCCGCUCUCAGCUUAUGAAGAAGCAACUGUCACAACUUCAGUGAUGGUUACUGCUCCGGGGACGGUGUCCGUUCGGAGAGGGGAACCAUUGCAGUUGUCAUGUAACAUAACAAUGCUCUCGUCCGGAAAUAUGAUCAACACAGCUCAAUGGGACCGAAAGCAAAAUUCCAGUUUUCAAAUGUACGGUGUUAUUGAUGCUUCAAGCGGCUGUGGUGUAUCUUCAGAAAAUCCGUGUCCAGCUGUGAACACUUCUGACAAUCGUGGAAUUGUGCGUUACGAAAGAGGCACAGAUAACGAUGCAAGGCUGACGCUUACAAUUACCCCGAGUCAUCUUGAAGACAGCACAUCGUUUCAGUGUGUGGUAUAUCUCAAUGAAGGAAUUGGUUCAACCACACACUCUGCAAUUAUAAAGGUGACCAUUAGGUUCUUUCCAAAUACAACCUACCCGAGGUGUUUUGUAUCUCCAAACUCCCACGACACACCCGCAUUACCUUUAAUUCUGACAUGCUCGUCUGAGUUUGCCCGACCAAAUGUUUCCCUUUUAUGGACAACUUUGGACAAUUCAACAAACGUAAUCCUUGGAGGGAUAACGGCAGUUGCAGGCGAUGAAGUCGAAAACAAACUGCACUUAAACCCAUCCUGGACCUACACUAGGUACGUUUGUCACAUGACAAGCGAGGCCUUCCCGGGAAUCGAAAGAAACUGCUCUGUCGAUAUCGGACCAACCACCGUCUCCACCGAUCCCUCAUCAGUAUCGACAACACAUGACUUGUCCAACACAGAUUUGUCUUCGCUGACUCUCCACUUUACUGAUUCAAGUCCAACUAACUCAAACCCUUCCUCGUUUAGUACAGUAAUAAUUGCAGUAUCAUCAGCUGUGGGUGGUGUGAUCAUCCUUCUCCUUGUCAUCAUAAUAUGCCUCGUGUCGUCAAGGAGGAAGUCAAGAAGCUGGGAGAACAGAGACACAACCCUCCAGCUAUCCACUCCCACCAGACCAAGUGAUGAGAUUAGCAGGCAGGCAGCUAAUGUCUACGACAAUCACAACUACUUUAACCAACCUGCGAGCCAAAGAGCUAGUGGGCAUGAAGUCAGAGACGCGGAGUCAACCGAUCGAGCACCUCCCGCGCCCGAAGGCGCCUACGCUGUGUCAACGGUCAUCUGGGAGCAGACUCCGCCGCCACCGGUGUAUGCAGUACUGGAUCCUGACGUGUCAUCAGAUGAUGAUACAUGUGUAUUGGGUGUCUACUCGUAUGCCACUGUGCAGAAGAUGACAAAACCUUCACAUGAUGGCAAAAUGAAACAAAAUGUUCAGAAAGCGGCUGAUCUGCACAAUCUGAGUACCAUGGGAGCCUACGACGAGGCGGGGCAGCUCCAAGCCGGUGGCCCGCUUGGGCAACGUCUGGGCGACAGCAACAUCAACGGGAAUUACAACGACGAUGACUGCACUGCAGUGUUCGUCGACAAUAUCCUGUAUGUUGCUUCAUCGGAUGAUGCACUACAACUUUAGGGUCGAUAUAAAGUGACGUCAUUUCAACAAAGGUCAAAGUUUAUUCCAGUGAUUUGAAUGGCUC